AUGGUUAAUUCCAACCGAUGUAAAUCGUCCGGCAGCAUUAAGGAGUUUAUACGCUUCUAAUCAGAUUGAUCUUACAGUACCACAGCAACUCGAACGGAAAGCAAAAAGAAAAAAAACUAAACUAAACAAAAAAAACCAACCCGCCGAGUGGCUACUGGCUUUCAUAACUCCCUGCUCUGAAAGACAUUCUUUGGGGGUAAUUAUUAAACAAAAUCCCUCAGACAAUGCAGGACAAGCUACAAGCCAGGAGGGGAGAAGCUGAUUUUCAUUAACACCUCGGGGAAGUAAGUAGCCGAACGAAGCAGCAUUAACUGGUUUGGUGUGGCGAGAACCCGUUCCGCUUCAGCUAAGUCCUCCAGGGCCUCGGGAAGCACACAACUCUCUGGAAGCCAGCUGUCUCCUUCAGAAAGGUCAUUUGGGCUUUGGCAGGAGACGGGCGUUUUCUUCCGGGCGAGGGCCGAAUGGAGAGAGAUGUAGGCUGGGGUCGUGGAGAAUAAUUCAGCCAGGUCAUCUUCCGGAGCCUUUUCUUCUUGGACCAUGAAGCCCGGAACGGCCUGGAGAGCCCUGGAAUUCAUCUGCCGGUUUCUGGGACUGUCCACGGCUGCAGUGUUGAUCGGCGUGGGAAUUGAAACCUUCCUACAGGGGCAGUUCAAAAGCCUGGCGUUUUACUUGUUGUUUUCAGGGGUGGCAGUUUUCGUAUGUGAAGGCUCCUAUUUUGUGGCUCUGCUGCUUUCGACGUGCUUCACGUGCCCACCAGAGUCUCUGGCCUACGCAAUACGGGAAAAAGCCUGCAAAGCGGGGAGUUUCCAGAAAUUCCUGGGCUACCUGCUGCUGUCCGUGGCCUGCUUCCUCCACCCGGUGAUCGUCUGGCAUGUGACCAUCCCAGGUUCCCUGCUCAUCCUCACUGGCCUGGCCUAUUUUCUCCUGAGCAAACGGAAGAAGAGCAAAAGCGGCCAGGAGUUGUUUCUGGCACCGGAGCGAUACACAGACCCCUCGGGCAGCGCGGUGAACACCACCCGCGGCGGAGACACGGAGCAGAUCUACACUUUCCACGGCCCCUUCAAGGAAGGCCGGACCUCGCUCCUCGUCCACAUGAAGAGCAUCCUGAAAGGCGGCGGGGAUCAACCCCCCAGGGCCCCGGACGCCAAGAUGGAGCUGGCCCUGCAGCCGACCGAGGCCCCGGCUGGAAGGAAGCAGGUGCAUUUUGAGGAGAAGGUGGUUAAAAUCAUCCCCCCCGUGAUGGACAGCCCGGAAGACCAGGACAGCGAGCCCGAGGAAACUACAUCCGACACAACGCCCAUCAUCGCUCCCCCGGAGAGCCCUCUCUUCAUGUCUUCUCUUGCCACCACCAGUCUGUUCUGAGCCUCCGCCGUCUCCUCACCUGAUCUUCAUCUCCUUGAACCCCGGGGAUUCUGGAAAGGAGGAUUAUGAGAAGCAGCGUGGCUUCGUGGAAAGAGCCCGGGCUUGGGAGUCAGCGGUCGUGGGUUCUAA
Tachyglossus aculeatus (Australian echidna) is the source of this 1491-nucleotide messenger RNA. It is a transcript of the gene TMEM72, whose product is annotated as transmembrane protein 72. The transcript is spliced from 5 exons. Lineage: Eukaryota; Metazoa; Chordata; Mammalia; Monotremata; Tachyglossidae. Bases 538 to 1362 code for a protein of 274 amino acids. The record is from RefSeq and is a predicted model, not a curated record.